GCGGGCCCCACCAGACAACGGUACCCAACCGCCUCUCGCUCUCGCUUUGGUUCUCUCGCUCUGGGGAGAGAGCUCAGGAGAGACCCAAAUCCCUUUUCCGCUCCGCCGGACUCCGAGAGAGGGCGGCGGGUGCGGGACGCGAAGGCGAAGCCCUAGCUCCCCUCCCUGCCGCGGACGCCGAUGGACCCACCUCGCGCCGUCGCCGUUCUUCUCCUCGUACUCCUUCCCGUGCUCGCCCCGGUGGCCUCCGGCGUGCCCUUCGUCGUCCUGCACGGGAUUGGCGACGAGUGCGGCAACGAUGGGCUGGCAUCCUUCACCGAGAUGCUUGGGGAGUGGUCCGGCUCCAAAGGUUACUGCAUACGGAAGAAAAAGAAGAAGAAGAAGAAGAAGCAUGUGACACAAAACAGGAGGUCUGGGAGUCGGUUUCUAAAAACCAGUGAAAUUGGAAGAGGAGCAUGGGACUCUUGGUUGAUGCCACUUCAAGAGCAGGCAAAUACGGUUUGCAAGAAGGUCAAGAAAAUGAAAGAGCUCAGUGAAGGUUACAAUAUAGUUGGCCUGUCUCAGGGGAACUUAAUUGGCAGGGCUGUAAUUGAGUACUGUGAUGGUGGACCUCUGGUCAAGAAUUUCAUAUCAAUUGGGGGUCCUCAUGCUGGUACAGCUUCAGUGCCACUUUGUGGUUCUGGGUUUGUCUGUAUUCUUAUUGAUGAUCUGAUUAAAUCAGAGAUAUAUUCAGAUUAUGUGCAGGCACAUCUUGCCCCUAGUGGCUACCUAAAGAUACCCACUGAUAUGGAAGAUUAUUUAAAGGGUUGCAGAUUUCUUCCAAAGCUUAACAAUGAGAUCCCAAGUGCAAGAAAUACUACCUAUAAAGAAAGAUUCAGCAGCUUGGAAAACUUGGUACUGAUCAUGUUUGAGGAUGAUGCAGUAUUAAUACCUCGGGAAACAGCAUGGUUUGGUUAUUACCCUGAUGGAGCCUUUAGCCCAGUUCUGCCCCCUCAAGAGACGAAGCUGUAUACGGAAGAUUGGAUUGGCUUGAGGACCCUGGACGAGGCUGGGCGCGUUAAAUUCGUGUCUGUGCCUGGAGGUCACCUGCGUAUCUCCAGAAGCGACAUGAAGAAGUACAUCGUGCCUUACUUGACGCCGGAGGCGUCAUCCAAGCAGAGCGUACACCGGAUGCUGUCGCUUUGAGCGAGCCACGUGCGUAUCUAGCAAGGUCUGUAUCGAUGGCCACUCUGCCCUGACACGUGGACCCUGUGUUGACGCCUUGUAAAUACGCUGAACAUGAAGGGAGGAAAUGAAAGCGCGGGAAAGAGUGGAUCCGAUUAUCCGAACUCAGUGUUUGGUCGUUUCCGUUUCCUGUCUGACAAGCAAAUAUGUCUACGCCGUUGCAACGUGACGUAUAAUUUAUUGAUUUGUAGCUUAGAGAUUUAUUUAGGAUAUAUAAAUUGUGUUUGUGCCCUCUAGCUAAUGGCACUUAGAUAACCGAUUAAA
Messenger RNA from Sorghum bicolor (sorghum), 1488 nucleotides. Its product is annotated as palmitoyl-protein thioesterase 1. The transcript is spliced from 13 exons. The record is from RefSeq and is a predicted model, not a curated record. NCBI's taxonomy places the organism in Eukaryota, Viridiplantae, Streptophyta, Magnoliopsida, Poales, Poaceae. Bases 181 to 1185 code for a protein of 334 amino acids. Gene Ontology annotation, molecular function: thiolester hydrolase activity. Gene Ontology annotation, cellular component: intracellular membrane-bounded organelle.